AGAGGAGGAGGCGUUGGCGCAUCGCGCUACUGCUGCCGCUGCUGACACAUAAACCGGCUGUCCUGCACUUGAAGAGGGGGCACACAAUUAACCGACACGGUCCGUUCACCAUCUCAUCUGGAGUGAGACGCUCUGUAGUAGCUGUGCUUGCACUUUUUUUUUCUUUUUUUCCCCCAGGCAUUAACUCUAGCGGCUUUAUAAAAAAAAUGAUCAAGAACGGACAUCACCACCACCAAGUGAGCACGGCGGCCGGGAAAGACGCAGGGACGACCCCCGGUGCUGCAGCCUGCAGUCCCGAGAAGAGGAGGAGAAGAAUCCGGGUGUGGUGCGAUGGCUGCUAUGACAUGGUCCAUUACGGUCACUCCAACCAGCUGCGACAGGCCAAGGCCAUGGGAGAUUACCUCAUCGUUGGAGUACACACAGACAGUGAGAUUGCAAAGCACAAGGGUCCGCCAGUCUUCACUCAGCAAGAAAGAUACAAGAUGGUGCGGGCCAUAAAAUGGGUGGAUGAGGUCGUGGAAGGAGCACCUUACGUCACCACCCUCGGGACCCUCGACAAGUACAACUGUGACUUCUGUGUGCACGGAGAUGAUAUAACACUAACAGUGGAUGGGAAAGACACAUAUGAAGAGGUGAAGAAGUCAGGACGGUACAGGGAGUGUAAGAGAACCCAGGGGGUUUCAACCACAGAUCUGGUUGGCAGGAUGCUACUGAUGACCAAAGCACACCACAGCAACAUUGAUAGUUCAGACUAUCAGCAGCACACGGACAACUUUGGAAAGGGGUCACAUGGUCAGAAGGGCCACAGUCCCUGGACGGGGGUGUCUCAGUUCCUGCAGACUUCGCAGAAGAUCAUCCAGUUUGCUUCAGGCCAGGAGCCUCAACCCGGAGACACUAUCAUCUACGUGGCAGGAGCCUUUGACCUCUUCCACAUUGGUCAUGUGGACUUCCUGGAAGCAGUGCAUAAGCUUGCAGAACAGCCAUACAUUAUAGUGGGGUUGCACUUUGAUCAGGAGGUGAAUCGCUACAAAGGGAAAAACUACCCCAUCAUGAAUGUCCAUGAGAGAACGCUGAGCGUCCUGGCUUGUCGAUAUGUGUCAGAAGUGGUGAUUGGUGCACCCUUUGCAGUCACAAAAGAUUUGCUGGACCAUUUCAAGGUGGAUCUUGUAUGCCAUGGAAAGACAGAAAUAUAUCCUGACAAGGAUGGGUCCGACCCUUAUGCUGAGCCUCGGAGGAAAGGAAUCCUGCGUACCGUUGACAGUGGGAACAGCCUUACUACAGAUGCCAUUGUGCAGAGAAUAAUCAAAAACAGGUUGCUAUUUGAAGCAAGGAACCAGAAGAAAGAGGCCAAAGAGAUUGCUGUGAUCCAGGCCUUGAAGCGACAAGAGGAGGAAAAGACUAAAGAAAGAGCCCAGGCUGUGCCGUAGAAAGGCCCCAAUCAAGCACCAUCAACCAAGCGAACACUGACAAGCUCAAUUAAUCUAAACUCAUGUACAGUAGAAGAAUCAACCUUUUUAUACGUGUUAUGACACCCUCCACACACGAUCCUGGCUAAUAACAGCAGUCUUUAGAGCAGCCUGUUUAUAGCCAGGGCGGCAACGUCUGCUGUGGGAUCAUCAGGUAUACAGUGUGUGUGUGUCUUCUGUGUAUUAAUAUAUUCUGCAUAUGCAACUACAUGUUCAUGUCAGUCAACAAUCACACGUACAGAAAAUAGAAAAAAAGUUGGAGCAAGGAAGUCUUCAAAUGUGUAUUUUAUGUCUUCAGAUAUUUUUAAUUCCUCAAGUACGUUUGCCUUCAAAAACAAAAUAAAUUACUUUUUAAGUAUUAUAUCAUGGGAUUUGGACAUAUGAAGGGCAAGUCUAGGCGAUCUGAGAUGUUAUUCAGGCAUUAAAUGGCAACAAAGAAGUGAUUUGAUUAGUAAUUUAUGUGAGGUUGUUGCUGCUUUCUGCCCAGCAAUAGGCACAGCCCCACAACCAGUCUAUCUUUGUAUAUACUGUAUGUUCUGUAUGUAUGUAUUAUAAAGUGAUUACAGUCUCUCUAGAGGAUGCUUAAACCACUAGAGAAUCAGGGGAGAAAAGUUCCCCUGCUUCUCUGCGUCUACCUUGUUCGGACGUGAGAAGGUGUUGAUGGACUCUCUCGGGACCUCAUGUACAUAUCAGACCUUGCUUCGAUCAGAUUGCACAGAAAUCAUCAGAACUGUUCUGUUUCAUUGGUAGAGCAGGUUUUUAACUCAAAAAUGCACACUGUUGAGACCUGCACGCCUGGCCUUUUGAGUGCAAUUUUUUUUAAAGCAACACUCCUUAGAUUUAUCCUAACAUAGAUAACACUACAGAGAGUUUUAACAGGCUGCUUUUAACCUUUACUUUUGUUAAUAUAUCUAGAGAACUAUGACAGAUGCUCAGUGUUGUUGACUUGAUCAUGAAAUAGACCUCUUACUCAUGAAAUAGACCUCUUACUGUCAUUAAGCCCUGAACAAUUUAACCUCUGUCUCUAUAUCAAAUGGGAUUAAAUAAUAUAUUUUUUGUAGAUGUAUAUUUUACUCACCUCCUCUCCAUUAACUACUGUAUAGAUGAUUUCAUAUUGUUUAAAAGGAUAAAAUAUGUCUGUAUGUGAAGUUGGAAUGUAUUUAGUGUAGGUUAAUCCAUGUUAUUGACAACUCCCAGUUGACAAAUACUGUAGAAAAACUGAUUGGACUACAGUAUAAUACUGCUGAUAAUUAUAACAUUUUAAUCUGAAA
Molecule: messenger RNA, 2737 nt
Organism: Dicentrarchus labrax (European seabass)
Lineage: Eukaryota; Metazoa; Chordata; Actinopteri; Moronidae
Product: ethanolamine-phosphate cytidylyltransferase-like
Exons: 13
Coding region: 207-1427 (406 amino acids)
Biological process (GO): phosphatidylethanolamine biosynthetic process
Cellular component (GO): cytoplasm
Molecular function (GO): ethanolamine-phosphate cytidylyltransferase activity
Source: RefSeq, a predicted model, not a curated record